AUCGAGGGGGGGGGGGGGGGGGAAGCAUUUGCGUGCUUAAGCGUGUGCCCGUCUUGGCGUAAGAUCCGAGCCGUUCAUUCAUAUUUUCCAUCACGUGCAACACGUGCUACUAUGGCCCCACCAUCGAGUCAACGCAUAUCCCGAAAACCUAACCCGCCUCCGCUAUCCAUUGACUACGCCGUCCACCGAAACCAAACCCGGUUUUUUUAGGCUGCCACUUGAGCUUAUUAUAUCGAACCCAAACCGCUUCGAUUCCGAGACGAGUCGAGUCGGGACCCAGACUCCCCUUGACUGAGUCGUGACUCGCCCCGUCUCCUGGUGGCGAAGACGAGCGAUGGCUUCCUCCGCCACCGAGGGCGGGGAGGACCCCCACGACCGAGCGGCGGUGCUACAGGAAUCCGUCGGUGGAAAGCGGCGGAGGGCUCCGUGUUCCCCUCCUCCCCCGGCGCCACCUGGCGCCGGGUGCGAAGAGUCGUCGCGGCGGGUUUUCCAGAAGCUGUGGACUGACGCGGACGAGAUCGCGGUGCUGCAGGGGUUCUGGGAGUUCACGUCGCGGCGGGGGACGGCGCGCGCGGACUACCAGCACGACACGGGGCCCUUCUACGACGAGAUCCGCGGCCGCCUCGGCUUCGACUUCAGCCGGAGCCAGCUCGUGGAGAAGCUCCGCCGCCUCAAGAAGAAGUACCGCAACACGGCGGGCCGAAUGGCCGCCGAUCGGGGCUUCGUCUUCCGCAGCCCCCACGAGAGGGCCGCCUUCGAGAUCGCACGCAAAAUUUGGAACCCUGUCUUCGCGCGCGGCCCCGACGGUCAAAGCUGCGAUCCUGACGGGGUCGAGGCCCCCAAAGAUGGCGGCUGGGACUCGGACCACGAUUCCGGUCCGAGGCCUCGUAGGCGCCUCAAGAAGGGUAAGGAAACGGAAGCGGUGGCAACGCCGUCGGAGAUGAUCACCGCCGCGGCGAAUCGUCCUGACCCCGUGGUGGCGCCUCCAUCCAUGCCGAACUCCGAAAUGGCGGAGCAGAGCAUGAGGAGCUGCUUCUCGCCACUGUUCGACGAGAUACUCCGUUGCACAGGGAUCGGCCAUGGAGUGACAGCACUGAGCUCAAGGACACCAGCGGCCGCGGUGGGCGAGAGAUGGAAGCAGCAGCAGAUUCUAGAGCUGGAGGUGUACCUGAAGAGGCUGGAGCUUAUCCAUGACCACAUCAAGUCGAAGCUGGAGGAGCUCAAGUCAGAGAGCAGCAGCUAAAACUAGAGGUCUUCUUGCUGUAUCUUGUUUCAGCUCUAGUCAACCAAAGCACUUGAAGCAAACUUGUUCUUCUUCUUCCUCCUCCUCCCUGUUCAUACUCAUCAAGGUUAGUUUCUUCAGCAGUCGAAAAUAUUACAUGAAGAAGGGAUGAAUCUGAGCAAACAAAAAGGGCAAGUAAUAACUUGUAGCUUGUAUGAUACAUUGAUCCCAAGUUUGUUUGACUAGCUGCGUGAUCCAU
This is a messenger RNA of Musa acuminata AAA Group (dessert banana), 1481 nucleotides long. Its product is annotated as probable transcription factor At5g28040. The transcript has a single exon. Lineage: Eukaryota; Viridiplantae; Streptophyta; Magnoliopsida; Zingiberales; Musaceae. Bases 335 to 1243 code for a protein of 302 amino acids. Gene Ontology annotation, biological process: regulation of DNA-templated transcription. Gene Ontology annotation, cellular component: nucleus. The record is from RefSeq and is a predicted model, not a curated record.